ACAUCCUCGGCUGGGCAUAUCCGAAUCAAUCGCAAUUCGCGAAACAUCUUACUCGAAUAUCCUCCGGAAAACAGCGCUGCUGGGCAUAUCCGAAUCUAUCGCAAUUCGCAAACCUUCGCAGUCCGCUGACUCCAAUUCUCUUUCAACUCAUGUAAAACCCCGGCCCUCAACUUCAGCCCUUUAUCCAUCUCUUCAGAUCUCUUCAUCACCAUGGCGGUGUCAACGCCAACAACCUCCUCAUUCUCCUCUCUCCCCCACUCUUCCUACCUCCUCCCUCGCACUCCCUCUUGUUUCUUACCUUUUCCACCUAAAGCUCUCCAUUUCCGCUACCAUUUAUCCUCUCUGUCCUCUGAGCCGCUAUCAUUAUCCUCAUCAGCAUCUUCAUCUUCUUCGCCGCUCUGCCGCGUCUCCACUGCUCCCCUCGAGCAAGCCUCCGCUCCCGGCUUUGACUUCGAGGAGGAAAUCGCUCGCCUGCACUCUCUAAGCUUGCAUCUCCGCAAGGCCAAUACCCUCCGCGACAAGCUACGAGUGCUCGACGCUGAAGAUAGGGUUAGGGAUUUCUUCGGUUCGGGACAGGAUUUGUCUUCGCUGGAUAUGAAAGACGAGUUCCUUAUCAAAUGCCUCGUUUCCGCCGGACAGGAGCACGUUCUUGGCUCGGAGCUGCAUCGUGGUCGCGGUGGUGUAGGGCAUCAUGGCUUGAGAAAGGCAUUUUUUAUGCUGGCGGAUAUGAUUGAGAGGUGGAAUUUGGAUGGAGUUGGAGUUGAGGUUGAGGAUGAUGGUAUUAGGAGCGGUGGAAUGAGAAAGCCAUUGGAGAAGCUGCUGAAGACUUUGAAUGAUGUUGAAGAGUUUUAUGACUGUGUUGGUGGGAUUAUCGGAUAUCAGGUACUGGUAUUAGAGCUUCUUUUACCUCUAACAUCAAAAGAGAAAUCUAAUUGGUUUUCUCGCCUGAAUCUUUCUCUCAAAUGUCAACUCCAAGAAUUUCAUUUUCCUUCUGGAGUUAAUCUCUUGGAGAAUGCUGAAUAUGCAUCUCAAGCAGUUUUCUGGGGAUUAGAGGGCUUGCCAAAGCUAGGUGAAAUUUAUCCUCUUGGUGGUGCUGGGGAUCGGCUUGGUGUGGUUGACCCUAUCACUGGUGAAUGUUUACCUGCUGCAUUGCUUCCAUACUGUGGAAGGACUUUAUUGGAAGGCUUAAUAAGGGAUCUUCAGGCUAGAGAAUUUCUUCACUUCAAAGUUUUUGGUAAGCAGUGUAUAACUCCAGUUGCUAUCAUGACAAGUUCAGUAAAGAACAAUCAUGAGCAUAUUUUGUCGCUUCUUGAGAAACAUGGAUGGUUUGGGAGGGGCCGGCAGAAAUUUAACCUUUUUGAACAGCCGUUGGUGCCAGUUGUUGCUACUGAAGAUGGCCAAUGGCUGAUUAACGAACCUCUCUCCCUAGUCUGCAAACCAGGCGGUCAUGGUGCAAUAUGGAAACUUGCGUAUGAUAAAGGCAUAUUUCAAUGGUUCUACAGUCAUGGAAGAAAAGGUGCAACCGUACGACAAGUCAGUAAUGUUGUUGCUGCAACUGAUGUAACCCUCUUGGCCUUGGCAGGAGUUGGGCUGAGGCAUGAAAAGAAAUUAGGUUUUGCUUCCUGCCAAAGGAACUUUGGAGCGACGGAAGGCAUUAAUGUACUUGUUGAGAAGCAGAACGAAGAUGGACAGUGGACUUAUGGUCUGACUUGUAUUGAAUAUACUGAGUUUGAGAAAUAUGACAUUAAAGAUGUGCCAGUUUCACUUAACAGCUUGCAGGCAGGAUUUCCAGCCAAUACGAACAUUCUCUAUGUUGAUUUAAGGGCUGCAGAGGAGGUUGGAUCUAGCAAAAGCAGAAGCUGCUUACCAGGCAUGGUACUGAACAUAAAAAAGCCAGUUACAUAUGUGGAUCAUCUUGGGAUUCAGCAUAGUGUUUCUGGUGGUAGAAUUGAGUGCACCAUGCAAACUAUUGCUGACAACUUUCUAAACACGUAUGCUUCACAGCGCAACAAAGGCAUUGAGGGUUCACUGGACACUUUUAUUUUAUAUAAUGAAAGGAAGAGGGUUACUUCAUCAACUAAAAGGAAAAGAAAAAUUGCAGACACGUCAUUACAUCAGACUCCGGAUGGUUCUUUUCUAGAUGUUAUACGGAAUGCUUCAGAUCUGCUUUCGCCCUGCAAUAUAAAAAUUCCCGAGAUUGCGGACAACAGCAAGUAUCUUCAUUCUGGGCCACCUUUCAUCAUUCUUCUCAAUCCCGCAUUAGGUCCACUUUGGGAAGUUACUAGACAAAAGUUCUUUGGCGGAUCUAUUUCUGAAGGUUCGGAAUUGCAAGUAGAAGUGGCUGAGUUCUUGUGGAGAGAUGUUCAGCUUAAUGGAAGCUUUCUUAUAAUUGCUGAAAAUGUUAUGGGUUCAAUUAGAAAUGAGCAUGGUGAGCUGAUAUUGCACUAUGGGCACAGAUGUGGUAGAUGCAAAUUAGAAAAUGUUAAGGUUUUGAAUAGAGGGGUUGAUUGGUUGUCCCCAAAGAAUGUCUAUUGGAGCCUGGAUAUUAAGAGGUUUGAGAUGCUGAAGGUUCUUCUACAUGGUAAUGCUGAAUUUGAGGCAACCAAUGUUGUCUUAGAGGGUAAUCAUGUGUUUGAAGUACAAGAUGGAUACAGAAUGCGGGUCAGUUCAAGUGAUGCGGGUUUUGAAGUUAAAUUGGAACUUAUAAAAGAUGAAAUGAUGGACACUGGAAGCUGGUUUUGGGAAUACAAGAUAAACGGCUCCCACAUUCAACUACAAAAGGUUGAGCUUCUGGCACUCUGAAGAUCACUUCUGCCAUUUUCCUUCAGUUGUGGCUUGCGGAUUGCUACCAAGUAAUUUGCUCACUUCUGCUAAUUCCGUUCUUGAUUGGCAAACAGUUCAACUUCUUGUUGUGCUGUUGCAAUUUGAAUUUAUAGAGCACGCAUACCAUUUAGUUGUGGGGCCGCCAUUAGUUUAAAAUUUGUGAUAUAAAUAUAAUUGGGUUUAGUUGUUGAGUUUGUAAAUUAGUAGUUUCGAAGGUGUCAAAAAUGUUGCGAAGUGAAAAAAAAUUCACUCGUGCAUUAUAAAUAAUUUGAAUGUUUCUCAUGACAUUGGAGAAGAUACUAAAUAAGCAAAGCAUGGCUCCUUUUUUU
Phalaenopsis equestris is the source of this 3152-nucleotide messenger RNA. RefSeq names its product UTP--glucose-1-phosphate uridylyltransferase 3, chloroplastic. The record is from RefSeq and is a predicted model, not a curated record. The transcript is spliced from 17 exons. Lineage: Eukaryota; Viridiplantae; Streptophyta; Magnoliopsida; Asparagales; Orchidaceae. Gene Ontology annotation, biological process: UDP-N-acetylglucosamine biosynthetic process. Gene Ontology annotation, molecular function: UDP-N-acetylglucosamine diphosphorylase activity. The coding region runs from base 211 to 2802 and encodes 863 amino acids.